Parastagonospora nodorum SN15 is the source of this 1383-nucleotide messenger RNA. RefSeq lists its product as hypothetical. The record is from RefSeq and is a predicted model, not a curated record. Lineage: Eukaryota; Fungi; Ascomycota; Dothideomycetes; Pleosporales; Phaeosphaeriaceae. Gene Ontology annotation, molecular function: FAD binding. The transcript has 2 exons. The coding region runs from base 1 to 1383 and encodes 460 amino acids.
AUGGCCAUCUUCGAAAAAGUCGGCAAGCUCCAGGCGCUGCUAGGCCCGGACGUGUCUAUCUUGACGGACCAGCAUGACCAGGCAUUCAUCGAGUACGCGAAGCGAUGGACUGACGUUGGCCGCAAAACACCGGCGGCUAUUGUUCUGCCAACUUCUGAGGAGGAGAUUCAAAGGACGGUGCAAUGGGCCGUGGAGUCAGCAGUGCCCUUCGUUACCAAGAGCGGCGGACAUAGCGAGUGGAGCACCAUCGAUCAAAGCGGCAUUAUCAUCGACCUCAGCAAGUACAGCGGCAUCGACAUCGAUGCGGUCGGCUGCAAGGCUACACUGCGAGGUAGCAUCGUAUCCAAGCAGGUGGCUGUUGCCUUGGCUGAGCAAGGGCUGUUUACCGCUCUGGGCAACGGCAACCCUGUUGGCGCGAUACCGUAUUUCCUGAAUGGCGGGGCAUCAGUCGUCACGUCUUGUGUAGGGUAUGGCUCAGACCAGAUCCUUUCCGCUCGCAUGGUCGACGCAAAGGGCGAGGUGCUCGAGGUUAGCGAAGAAAAAGCAGCAGACUUACUGUGGGCGCUACGAGGAGCUGGCCAGUACUUCGGAUUGAUCACGGAGCUUACGAUCCGGGUGUACCCAUUUGCCAGAUUGGGAAACGAGCAGGGGAUGAUAUGGAGCGGCAUGUUUGUCUUCCCCCUCGCGAGAGCGGCAGAAGUGGCGUCGGCAAUGGAGAAGCUAGCCGACGACAGCACGUAUGCUACUGCCGGACUGCUGAUGGUUAUGGCGCCACCGCCGCAACGCCAGCCGGCACUGGUGGUGGGUGCCCGUCUGACAGGUGACCCGGCGGAUGCGGCAAAGGCGUAUCAGCCACUAUACGAUCUGCAGCCACUUGUCGCCAAAGGUGGGCCUGUGCCGAUCCAAAAUGUCAGCGAUGGGCGCGAUGCCUUCAACGCAAAAGGCGACUUCAAGCGCUUCGCGACCGUCGGGCUCCGUCGCUUCGACGCCGCGGCUUUUCUGCAGGUGGUGGAGCUGUGGCAGGAGAUGGUGCGCGAGUGUCCGGAUGCCAUCAGUACCUCUUUCAAUUUCCAGUGGGACGCGCGACCGGCACCUGCGCCCGCGCUACCCACAGCUAGCAGUCUGCACGAUGUGCGCCUGUGGAUGAACAAUUUCAUCUGGCACACGGAUGUCGCCAACCGCGCAAAGGUCGACGCCUUUAGCGACAGAGCCAUUGCAGCCAUGCGCGGCCCGGACCACGCCGAGUACAUUGACUUCCAGAACGCGACCCGCAGCGGCCCGCUGGCGCUAUCGUUCCGUGACGUGGGCAAGCUAUCGAAGCUUAGGGCGCUUAAACAGAAGUGGGACCCCAGUGGUCUCUUCACAACCCGGCUGCUGGAAUAG